Messenger RNA from Clunio marinus, 204 nucleotides. The record is from the annotation of a GenBank genome assembly. Lineage: Eukaryota; Metazoa; Arthropoda; Insecta; Diptera; Chironomidae.
AUGAUGAUGACAGUUCCUCGUACAACCAAACAAACCAAAUUAAACAUAACAAAAAAAGAGUCUUCUCGGUCAAUCAAGACGACGUUGGUAAAGCACAAAGUAGAAAGAAAAGCCACAUCUCUAGAACAGCAAUUUAUGCUGAUUUCAAUCUACGACUCAACACAAUGUGACGACGAUCACAAUGAUGAUGGCAAAAAAUUUUAA